AAAUAACCUCUUUUGCUGAAAAGCAAUGGCCAUGCAAUAAUUUUCCUCAUCUUCAGGGUUCUAAGGGUUUUCGUGGGAGUUUUUAGUUGAGGGUUUAGUUUCAGGACCUGGUUCUCGCAGACAAAAAGAAUUCAGGCCUAAAAGAGCAUAAGUGGUUUCGUUUAGUUUUCCUUGUAUUUCUGAAUUCAGCUAUUCCAGAGCUUUACAAAUGGACGAUGGAUCAAACAAUCCUAAAAAACCUAGAAAGUUUAUGCCAAAAGUGCGCCCAAAAAGGGUGUCCAAUCCUGCUGGAGUUAAAAGUGAAUCAAUUGAGACUCCGGAUGAGAAAUUAUCAAAUGAGUUGUUGAAGCUCAUUAAGCAACGACGAGAAGAUGGAGGGGGAUGGGGUAAAAAUGAAAAGAAAGCGGCACCUGUUCAAGUUGCAUUUGGAUAUGGAAAUGCAGCCAAUUUUUCAAGUUCAUCUAGUUAUUCCAAAGGUGGCAGUAGCAGUAAACCCAAAGAGAUAGGUCAUGCAUUUGAUGAUGGGAGCCAAUUAGUGGAUGUUAAGAGGGACGUUGACGAAAAGCGGGAAAAGGAAUAUGUCGAACCAUGGGAUUAUUAUUCGAAAUAUCCUGUAACCCUUCCUCUCAGGAGGCCGUACUCAGGGGACCCUGAAACUCUUGAUGAAAAGGAGUUUGGGGAGUCAGCUGCGAGUAAAUCAGUUUGCAAUGAGGAUUCUACAAAUGCUGCUGAAGAGCUUGGUCUAAAGGAAGAGAGAGAAGAGCGCCAGUUGGUAUUUUUCCAAUUGCCCGAAUCUUUACCUAUACCAAAGCGAUCAGCCACUGCAGAUGGCAAAGAGGUGCAAGAUGACUCAGGCCAAAAGAGAACUGGCAAAUCAGAGAUGCCCUCUCGUCUUGAGGACUUGCAAGCUGGUUUUAUGGGCAAACUGCUCAUUUAUGAGAGUGGUGCUGUUAAGUUGAAGAUUGGUGACACUCUUUUCAAUGUUUCUCCAGGCUCCAAGUGUGAGUUUGCCCAAGAAGUUGCAGCAAUCAAUACCAGAGACAGGCAGUACUGUGUCCUGGGCGAAAUUAACAAGCGGGCUAUCGUGACUCCUGAUAUUGAUGAUCUUUUGAAGAAGUUGCAGUGAUCUCCCUCUCAUGCACGUGCACUAGGUUUCAAUUUUCUCCCUGGAAUUGUGGAGAGGAACUAAAAUGUAAAUAUAGAAUGUAAAUAUAUUUGGGACGACAGAGGUAGCUGAUCAUUUACAUGGGCUUCUUAGGCUUCAAGUGAAAAGCUCCCUCUUUUAAUCUCUAUUCAUUUUGUUUGGGUUUUAUAAGAGGGAUAAUAUGCAUGAUCCUCAAUUGUCUGCCAUGGAAGAAAAUCCAAUGUUCAUGAGAAUGAUCACCAUCCAAUUGGUUAAGGUGAUGGAGUGAUUGGGUCUCAUCAGUUGCAGUUUGUGUCUUUAUUUGGGGGGUCCUCAUGCCAUCAACUGUCUUAACCAUUGAUUAAUAUAGCAGGCAUGUCUAGGAGUUUAUCCA
Amborella trichopoda is the source of this 1517-nucleotide messenger RNA. Its product is annotated as RNA polymerase III RPC4. Lineage: Eukaryota; Viridiplantae; Streptophyta; Magnoliopsida; Amborellales; Amborellaceae. The record is from RefSeq and is a predicted model, not a curated record. Gene Ontology annotation, biological process: tRNA transcription by RNA polymerase III. Gene Ontology annotation, cellular component: RNA polymerase III complex. Gene Ontology annotation, molecular function: DNA binding.